CUUCAAUGAAUCAUGUAUCGCCCUUUGCGUGUGGACACUGCUCCUUUUUAUUGCUGUGACUUGGCCACCUGCUUUCCCCUUUCCGCGCAUCUUUCAACACUUUCCCGAUGUGUGGAAGUUGCACCCCGCCCCGACCUUGUUAUUGUUAUGUAUUGCAUUUGUGCAGUGUGCAAUUGUGCAUUCCUGUCUUGCAUUUUUCGGUGCUUCCUUAUGAAUGGGCACCUGAGGACCAUUCAUAAAUGAAAUGCAGUUCCCCUUGUGUCUGAUCAAAGUUUAUAAGCACUAUUCGUAGACUCUUUCAUCCUUUAUGUACUUAGUCUUCUUGACAAGCAUUGCUGUGCCCGCUGAAGUUUUAUAAUUUAUGAGCUGAAUUCUAUCGAUACUUUUUUGAAAUGUAUUAUGAAGCUAUGAAAUUCCUCUCCCAGCUUGCCACUCCCAGCCACUAGUUUUGAGGUGGUAGGGAUAUGAAUGAGGCAAAGUCCAGCCACCUUUUGUGGAGGGGGAUGUUUAUUCUGGUAGUUGUUUUUGACCAUCAAGCUUUGCUCUCAUUUCAACUUGAUAGUCCUCUGCUUGAUGCCUCAUAUUCAGUAGGUCUGUCAUUCUGAAGUGGUCUGACUCCUCAGCUAGUUCUGUCAUUAUGAUCGACUUUCUAAGCCUUCUCUGUGAUCUGCGAAGUCAUGUCAAUAAAGAAUCAGAAUUUUCUUAUUCAUGGAUUCAACCACAUGCUGGGUUUGGUACCAAGUCUAGUCUUGGAAUUAUGCUAGCUGCCAAUAUGCCUGAGUGUACUCCAUCUACAACGGCAUCAGUUGAAGACUCUGAAAUCAGAGAAAAGGAAAAGAAAUUCACGGUUUAUAAAGUGGCCAUUAGCUCUGAUAAUGAUUCAUGGUUUGUGUUUCGGCGAUACAAUGAGUUUUACAAACUUUUUGAUAUUCUUCGGAAACAGGUUCCUGGUAUUCAAUUAAAACUUCCUGGCAAAAAGCUGUUUGGGAACAAUUUAGACCCUCAGUUUAUUGCAUCAAGACAAGAAGGACUUGACAUGUUUUUACAACAGCUAAUGCAAGAUAAGAAACUUCUUGAAAUACCAGAAGUUCGAGCCUUCCUUCAACUUGAUCGCCCUAAGUUGAGUUCUGAAGGUGACGGAGAACUGGAAGAUACUACAGAAGGGGUUGAUGUCUGUGAAAAAUUGAACCAACUUAACUUGGGACCCUCUGAACGAUUAUAUGCUAAACCUCGAGAUUUUGAGUUCCUACGUGUUAUUGGGAAAGGAAGCUAUGGUAAAGUCCUCCUAGCUCGUCAUUGUUCUGAAGGACAGUAUUAUGCAAUCAAAAUUCUCAGUAAAAGAGUGAUCUUGCGGAAAAAUGAAGUUCGUCAUGUAAUGGCAGAGCGAGAUAUCUUACUGAAAAAUGUUCAUCAUCCAUUUCUUGUUGGUCUUCAUUAUUCCUUCCAGACUACUGAUAAACUAUACUUUGUCCUUGAUUAUGUUAAUGGUGGUGAGCUCUUCUUUCAUCUGCAGCGAGAGCGCACAUUCCCUGAAAGUAGAGCUCGGUUUUACGCCGGGGAAAUUUCUCUUGCCCUAGGAUAUCUUCAUUCUUUGAACAUUGUGUAUAGGGAUCUGAAGCCUGAGAACAUACUCCUUGAUGCCCAAGGUCAUAUUGUGUUGACUGACUUUGGCCUCUCCAAAGAAGUAGGGGACCUAAUGGGGGUCGAGACAACUCACACUUUCUGUGGAACGCCUGAGUAUUUAGCACCAGAAAUAAUCAGGAAAGAGCCUUAUGGAAGAGCUGUGGAUUGGUGGUGCUUAGGGGCUGUCCUUUACGAAAUGUUAUAUGGGCUUCCCCCCUUCUACAGCCGUAAUACUUCUGAAAUGUAUGAGCGUAUUCUGAAUAAGCCGCUAACACUUCGUUCAGGAACAUCUGAAAGUGCAAGGGAUCUUCUUAGUCAACUGCUUGAGAAGGAUCCCAGGAUGCGACUUGGAUAUGCAGAAGGAGACCUGGAGAAUCUGAAAAUGCACUCAUUUUUCUCUCAAAUCAAUUGGGAUGAUUUAUUUGCCAAAAAAGUCAGACCGCCUUUCAAUCCAAAUGUGCAUGAAGUUUUUGAUUUACGCCACAUUGAUCCUGAGUUCACCAGAGAAGCUGUCUCAAGCUCUGUCGCCCGAUCACAUUCUACAACAAGUAUUCUGACGGCCAGUGUACGAGAAGCUGAUGAUAUAUUUGCAGGAUUUUCUUAUGCUGCACCAAUGGAUUUGUGAAAAGUUGUUUAGUUGUAGUUCACGUAAAGUAUUACUUCUACCCACUGUUUAAGAUACUUUUAUACAGCUUUAUACUGAAAGACCCUACUUAAAAGUUUUCCUAAAUUCAGCUCAUUGUUAAGUUAAGUUGUUUGUAUUAUGGUUGCCAUCAUAUCUUCAGCAGAAUUUACUGCUGUGUACUUUAUAGUUAUCAAUUUUGCUAAAUCAAAGUUUAAUUCGUAUCCAUUGCAAGACUUGGUCCAAUGGCAUGUGCAGUUAUUAUAUAUUAUAUUCUAUAUAAAUGUUAUCUUUUAUUCCUGGCUGCUUUCUGCCCUGCCAUUCAGUAUUGUGCUGCAAUUUACUAGUGUAAGUUCUAGUCGUAGUAUGAUUUCAGAUUUUUAAAAGAGCUAUUAUGUGUUACUCAUUACCUAGAAUAAUUUAAAAAAUCUUUAUUUUUUGAUAUAUUUUGAAUUGAGUUUUGUGCACCUGUGUUUUCUCUUAAUGGUAGAGCAUUUGAGCCGACUGAAUUUGAGUGCUUUUGGUAUUCUGUAAGACCAUAGUCUACAGACUUUAUGAAAUUGUUGUAAUCAUGUCUGCUUAAUUAAUGGUGUCGCAUUCUGGUGAAUAUAAUCUAUUUUUGUCAUUAAUGACAUCUACCUGUGAUAUUGUGUGAAUGUGAGGAGGACAUAUUCUGCCCUGAAGCACAAAGAAAUUUGGCUUUCCCUCAAAAUGGACUGUAAUUUCUUUCAAUAUUCGAAGACUAUUGCAAGACAAUACUUAGAUCAUCAGGUCCCAAGGUAAAGAAAAGUCAUUUCUCAUGGCAUCUGCAUGAUAUAUAUGAUACAGAGAUCAUAAUAGACCAUAAAUUGCUUAUUAUAGAACUUUUAUUAGACUUGCAUUGUAACAGAAUGGAAAUUCAUAGUUGUACGUACGUAGGUCUGUAAUGAUGUUUUCAAUGAAAAAAACAUUUCUAUCGCAUCAAGUAAGAUGUUCUUCCAUACUGAAGAGCUGGAUAUUUACCAUGACACAUUACAUAAGUAGCAAUUAUCUUUAUUUCUGCUGUGUUAGUGUUCUAACAGUUACUCAUGAAAGCGCAUUGUGCCUUGAUCUCUUAUGUACUCUUAUUUUGUGCCAAAAAUAAUGUAUCGCUGUGAUGUUUGAUUGCAAAAGAUUUUGUAUUGUAUUGGUUUUAAUAAAGUGUACAUGAACGGA
Thrips palmi is the source of this 3439-nucleotide messenger RNA. RefSeq names its product serine/threonine-protein kinase Sgk2-like. The record is from RefSeq and is a predicted model, not a curated record. Gene Ontology annotation, biological process: protein phosphorylation. Bases 638 to 2248 code for a protein of 536 amino acids. NCBI's taxonomy places the organism in Eukaryota, Metazoa, Arthropoda, Insecta, Thysanoptera, Thripidae. The transcript is spliced from 10 exons. Gene Ontology annotation, molecular function: protein serine/threonine kinase activity; ATP binding; phosphatidylinositol binding.